GCUGACGCCGUCUCCCAUCAGAAAUCACAGCUCUGACAGCAACUCUCGUCCGGCUCCAACUACUCCCAGGAUUACAAAUGGUGGUUCAAAUCUCCAGCAGCCUCUAUCCAAUCAGCAAGAUGUCUGACCUCGGCCACCAGCAGCACAAAGUGGAAGCCAACAUCUUGGUGCUGGGAGCCGAAAACGUUGGCAAGUCCGCUCUGACCGUCAGAUUCCUCACCCGGAGGUUUAUCGGAGAAUAUGUCGGAACAGAAUCGAUUUACACGCAUAACAUCUCCAUCGAUGGCCGCGAAACGUUCUUCAGCAUCUGGGACUCCGUCUGCCCGCAGAACCCGAAUCUGAGUAACUGCGUGACGGAGGAGCAGCUGCGCUGGGCCGACGGCUUCAUUCUGGUCUACAGCAUCUGCGACCGAGACAGCUUCAACGUGGUGAGACAGCAGCUCCAGAGGAUCCGUCAGGCCAAGAGACGGCACGGCUCGGCGCCCGUCAUCAUCGUCGGCAACAAGAGGGACCUGCAGCACCGGCGGGAGGUCCCCGGCGAGGAGGGGCGGCUGCUGGCCCUCUCCUCCGACUGCGGCUUCUUCGAGAUCUCGGCGGCCGAGACCUACCACGGCUCUCUCGUGGUCUUCCACCAGCUUCUGGAGACCGUGCGAGAGGCCAGGAACUCCACCAAGAAGAACGGCAUCAAGGGGAUCGUGCGGAGCAUGUCGGCGGUCUUCGGCCGGAGGAGAACCGACUGAGGU
Messenger RNA from Spea bombifrons (plains spadefoot toad), 743 nucleotides. Its product is annotated as ras-related and estrogen-regulated growth inhibitor-like protein. The record is from RefSeq and is a predicted model, not a curated record. The coding region runs from base 78 to 740 and encodes 220 amino acids. The transcript is spliced from 4 exons. Gene Ontology annotation, molecular function: GTP binding; GTPase activity. Lineage: Eukaryota; Metazoa; Chordata; Amphibia; Anura; Pelobatidae.